This is a messenger RNA of Oxyura jamaicensis (ruddy duck), 572 nucleotides long. RefSeq names its product transthyretin-like. The transcript has 4 exons. Bases 140 to 517 code for a protein of 125 amino acids. Gene Ontology annotation, molecular function: thyroid hormone binding. NCBI's taxonomy places the organism in Eukaryota, Metazoa, Chordata, Aves, Anseriformes, Anatidae. Gene Ontology annotation, biological process: purine nucleobase metabolic process. The record is from RefSeq and is a predicted model, not a curated record.
UUUGCAUUGAGUUCACAGGGUGAAAAAGCCAGGAAAAUAGCUGGUGGCAUUACAUACCCCAUCACCACUACCUCAAAAGAAACGGUAGCAAGGAGCAUGUGCAUUCCAGAAAGUGAGCCUGAAGAUUCAGAGCAUACGGAUGGGCUCUUCUGAUUCCAAGCAUCCUCUUGUUGUAAAAAUUCUGGAUUCAGUCCAAGGAAGUCCAGCUCCAAAUGUUCCAGUUAAAUUAUAUAAAGCAGCUGCAGAUGGAUCUUGGGAACUGUUAAAUUCAAAACAAACCAAUGAAAAUGGAGAGCUCCGAGAGCUCACAACUAAAGAACAAUUUGUAACAGGGACAUACAAGAUUGAGCUUGAUACAGCCUCUUACUGGAAGAAACUGGGCUUGAACCCCUUCUAUCAACAUGCUGAUGUGGUGUUCACAGCUAAUGAUGCUGGUUAUCGACAUUACUCCAUUGCUACUCUCCUCAGUCCCUUUUCUUACUCAACUACAGCAAUAGUUAGUGAGCCAGUGGAAUAGAAACUGAUAUUAAGCAUGAACAUUUAGAUAUGUAAACUAAAUUUUCCAUAAAUGG